Sesamum indicum (sesame) is the source of this 2313-nucleotide messenger RNA. NCBI's taxonomy places the organism in Eukaryota, Viridiplantae, Streptophyta, Magnoliopsida, Lamiales, Pedaliaceae. The record is from RefSeq and is a predicted model, not a curated record.
UUAUUCUCAAAAUUAACAUUUCACGCCUAUAAAUCUCUGAAUCCAUCCCCGCAUCUAGGGUUUCUAUUCUCUUUGAUUUCUUCCCCAAAAAAAUUUCAACUUUCAUUUAUGGAGCCCAGCCCUAAGAAAUUGAAUUGAGUUCCGACUUAAAGUUUUUUCGGAAUUCAAUUGCAACUGGGAAGCCAUUGAUUUCAGAAUUUCCGGUGUAUUGGAUAAUUCCUUGGGCUGGAAUGAUAGUUGCUUGUUCUCGAUCUUGAUCUGAAUAAUUUCGGGGUGAAUAUCAAAGUUGCCUAGUAUUUGUUAGUUGGAAUUUAGGUGACUUUUACUGCAUAUGGAUUUGGAAAGCGAGUGUUCUGUACUUGGAUCAGUGGAAGAUAAUGAGGAAAUUACUAAUGAUUCUGUUUCCGGGAAUUUGGAAAAUUUUGGUGAAUCUAAGGUUCAGAUUAAUGGGUCUUGUUCAGUGGAAAAUAAUGAUAACAAUGAGUUGUUCCCUGAGGUGGAGCAAAAGGAAGCUGACGUCUUGGACUCUGUAAGUUUGCCUCCUGUGGAUUUGAAACCUGAAGUGUCUCCAUCCCCUUCGACGACAAGGAAAGGUUAUGGCCUGAAGAAAUGGAGAAGGAUCAAGAGAGAUGCCAAUAAGGGUGGGGAUAGUAGCAUUGCUACUAGUAAGAUGGUGACACAGGACUCACUGUAUCCAGGUCUGAAUUCGAGCAAACGGGUGCAAGUUUAUGCAGAACGCAAGCAGAAGAGUGACGGUUCAGUUUCUUCCACAAAUGCUCUGGUUAGAAGUUUGGACGGUUUUGCUCAGCUUGAUGAUUCAGGGUUGGAGUUGGGCCCACCAUUUGCUGCUGGAACAGAUUCAGAGAACAGUGAGGAUCAGAGUAGCAAGUCCUCGACAGCAGCCAGCGCUCCAAGGAUGAAGUAUGAGAAUCCGGUGGUUGCGGGAUUUCUGCGCGAUAAGGGCAGGAUGAGGAGUUUGAGUGGAAAGAAUUUGACGCACUCAGUGCAGCGUGGUCAGCAGGGAAAGGGUCGGAUUGAGAGCACUAAGAAGGCUAGAGGAGAACGGGUCAAAAUCGAGAAGGAAAACUCUCAUUCCAGCUUGGAAUCUGACUCGCGAAGUUCCAAUUUUGUAUUUAUGCAGGGAACUUAUUUCACAAAUAAUGGAACACAAAAUGAAAGGCCGAAGGAUUAUGAUGGAGAAAAUGGUGAUGAAGUUCAGGACAGUGAACAAGACAAUGAUGGACGUCAAGAUGUUUAUGAUAGAGAUGGUGAGGAUGGAUGUGAAGAAUCGUCGCCUGAAGAUGUAGUUGCUGACUCAUCUUCGGAGGUCAAAGAAGAAAGAAGCGAGAAUCAUGGAUCCUCUAGAGAUCAGGAUCCUCUAAUUGAAUCUAUCUUCGUGCUCCAAUCUACACAAGAAGCACUAGAAAAAGAGCUGGUAAAGAUUAAGGAAAUCAUCAAAGAUAUUUCAGUUGAUGAUUCUGUUUCAGACUCUCACAAAGAGUUUAUAGAUGUCGAACAAAAACUCCAAGAAACAAUCUCUGAUCGAAGGGUCCCUCAGGAUUGUUCCCCAGCUCUGCAAUCUGAUGUGGUAGAAACAGCAAACAGAGCUGUGGAAACUGAACUUGAGGGCCACUUUAAACAAAAGAUUGAAGUUGAAGUAGAAUAUUUGGCAUUAUCAAGCAUGGUCCAAAAGCUGAAAGCGGCUGCUGGAAAUCAUAUUACUGUUUUGGAAGAACAGAAAGCUCUAGUGUCAGAGCAGACAGAAAUACUCGAUAAGCUUGGCAAUGCAGAAAACAAGGCUUUGAUGCUUAAGAAACAAGCUGAGACGUUGGAAAAUUUUUGUGAAGACAUUGCCAGUGCUGAUGAAACGUUGGAGCUACAAAAGAGGGUUUGUAAGUACAGUUCAUGUUUCUUUCUGCAGCUAGUGUUGUUGGUAAUCAUCUUAAGUGUCUUAUUCCAGUUAUCACCAAAUUAUGUGGAGGUUGUUCCAACUUAGUUUUAGCAAUUUUCUUCCUUCACUUUCUACCCAUACUCGAGAUUUUGAUAUAUAUGCUACGGUGGUUAUUCUCCCCUCAGAGGUAGAUGUAUAGGUGAAACUGCGAGUAGCUAGCUAGCUCUUUUUGUAAGAGAAUUUUCACAUUGUACUAUAGCUGAUUCUGCAGCUUUCUUUUUUUCAUACAAGGUUUUUUUUGCUCCAAAUAUGAAUGUGAUCAUACUUGACAAGUAUUAGUGGCACGAGAAAUUACUAUGCCACCCAGCGAUUUCUGAAUUUUACCCUGGUCACUUCUUGGUGUGUAAUGCGAAGACAGAAAA